This is a messenger RNA of Nelumbo nucifera (sacred lotus), 1399 nucleotides long. RefSeq names its product NAC domain containing protein 1 (gene NAC1). Lineage: Eukaryota; Viridiplantae; Streptophyta; Magnoliopsida; Proteales; Nelumbonaceae. Gene Ontology annotation, biological process: regulation of DNA-templated transcription. The record is from RefSeq and is a predicted model, not a curated record. Gene Ontology annotation, molecular function: DNA binding.
CUUAUAUGGGAUCUCACUUGCUUUCUUUUAUACCCCAUUAGAGACCCUUAUUUUAGAUCUCACUUCUUUGCCCCCCCCCCUCUCUCUCUCUCUCUCUCUCUAGCAAGCUGUUGUUCUGGUUCUAGCAGGUGAGGUGGAGGGUGUAGGAGGAGGAUGAGCUCUCUAAGCAUGGUGGAGGCAAAGUUGCCUCCAGGAUUCAGGUUCCAUCCAAGAGAUGAAGAGCUUGUAUGUGAUUAUUUGAUGAAGAGGAUAAUAGGCAAUCAUCAUGGAAAGGGAAGCUCUUACGACUCUCCUCUGCUGAUCGAGGUCGAUUUGAACAAGUGCGAACCCUGGGACCUUCCAGAAAUGGCUUGUGUGGGGGGAAAAGAAUGGUACUUCUUCAGCCAACGAGAUCGGAAAUAUGCUACCGGCCUGAGAACCAAUCGUGCAACGGUUUCUGGAUACUGGAAGGCUACCGGAAAAGACCGGCAAAUUAACCGGAAAGGGACCCUGGUUGGUAUGAGAAAGACCCUAGUUUUCUACCAAGGGAGGGCACCCAAAGGAAGAAAAACUGACUGGGUCAUGCAUGAAUUCCGGGUUGAAGGACCCUCUGACCCACCAAAAAUUUCUUCUCAGGAAGAUUGGGUCUUAUGCAGAGUAUUCUUCAAAAGCAGAGGCCAUUCUGCCAAACCUAGCGUGGAGAACUGCUAUGAUGACACAGGCUCUUCAUCACUCCCUCCAUUAAUGGACUCCUUCAUCACCUUUGACCAAACUCCAGCAAAUCUAGAGGAGUUUGAGCAAGUGCCCUGCUUCUCCAAUUUUUCCCAGGUUCUCAUGACCAACCCGACCUUGUCACAACUCGCUCAAAUUGAACCAAACAUACCCACCAAAGCUUUAAACAACUUGGGGAAUAUACCAGAUAUGGGUACUGGUUUAAACCCUUUCUCUUGCGAUAAGAAGGUCAUAAAAGCUGUCUUGAGUCAUCUCAACAAGCUGGAAAGCAAUCCAAAGGUGGAUCUUUCACCAAGCUUUGGAGAAGGAAGCUCCGAGAGCUACUUAUCUGAAGUGGGUUUGCCAUCUCUGUGGAACCAUUAUUGAAUAUCUGAAGAGAUUACUAUUUGAUGCAUGUAUGUUUUUUUUUUCUCUUUUAUUUUAGUGGGGGGUUUACUGAUAUUUUGUCAUUUGGAUUCACUCGAAGUUGUAAAAGUUCAACACGACACUACAAAUAUUUGGUCUUUCUAGCUCUGUACAUGUAUUUUCCUAUUACGGGAAGUUUUCUUCAGAGAUAAGUUCUGGUCCUGAGUCUUCACUAUUGAUUGUAUGAAGUCUCCUUCCGAGAUGUACUCUUAUUUUCUCAAGGUGUUACUAUCACCGAGACACCGACUCCCCAAGAUGUAACUAUCAGUACUAUUAAAUUCUC